Molecule: messenger RNA, 1040 nt
Organism: Asterias rubens (European starfish)
Lineage: Eukaryota; Metazoa; Echinodermata; Asteroidea; Forcipulatida; Asteriidae
Product: 60S ribosomal protein L18-like
Exons: 7
Coding region: 53-619 (188 amino acids)
Biological process (GO): translation
Cellular component (GO): ribosome; cytosolic large ribosomal subunit
Molecular function (GO): structural constituent of ribosome; RNA binding
Source: RefSeq, a predicted model, not a curated record
UAAAUUUAUAUCCCACAAUGCAUUUCUCGACCUUUUUCAGCCGAUCUCCAAAAUGGGUAUCGAUUUGGACCACUCAACACAGCGACGGGUUCACAGGACUGAGCCCAAGAGUCAGGAUAUUUAUCUUAGACUCUUGGUGAAGUUGUACCGUUUCCUCGCUCGCCGAACGAAUUCCAAGUUCAACAAGGUGGUGCUCAGACGUCUGUUCAUGAGCAGAGCCAACCGUCAGCCUGUCUCAUUAGCCAGACUCAUCCGUAAGAUGAAGACCGAGGGACGUGAGGGAAAGACAGCUGUCAUUAUUGGAGCAGUCACCGAUGAUCUUCGCAUCUUUGAAAUCCCUAAGCUCAAGUUGUGUGCUCUUCAUGUGACUGCCGGGGCACGAUCCAGAAUCCUGAAAGCCGGUGGAGAAAUCUUGACCUUGGACCAGCUUGCCCUGAAGGCACCCAAAGGACAGAACACCGUCCUCCUUCAAGGACCCCGUAAAGCACGUGGUGUGUACAGACACUUUGGCAAGGCUCCAGGAACUCCACACUCUCACACCAAGCCAUACGUUCGCUCCAAGGGAAGGAAGUUCGAGAGAGCUCGUGGACGACGUGCCAGCAGAGGUUUCAAGAACUAAACACCCCCAACUGCGGGAAACAACACGACAAUUGUUAUCUUUGGAUUGUCCACCACAAAAGAUUACUCGAGAAAUAUAUAUCUUUAUUGGAUUUGGAGCUUACCAAGAUAUCUCUAAGCCCAUUUUUGGAUUAAGAAGUACAUUCAAAUCAAUGCUUACUCAAAUUCAGCAAAUACGUUUUGUACAAAUUGACUGCAAAGGAAGAUACAACAGUGUUCCUAUAUUUGUCAACAUACAAAGGCAUUUUUAAGAGAAUGCUUUCUACCAGUACCAACACUAAUGCUAGUAUGUUGAUUUAUAUUGAGUGAUAUUGGCAGUCAUAUACAUUGACCCUGGCCAUUCUUUCGGUUGUGUUAAAGUUAUCAGUGUCUAACGAAAAAAGAGAAAAAUAAAAUAAAUCGUUGGCAAAGAAAUAAAUGUA